Messenger RNA from Poeciliopsis prolifica (blackstripe livebearer), 1493 nucleotides. It is a transcript of the gene hirip3, whose product is annotated as HIRA interacting protein 3. The record is from RefSeq and is a predicted model, not a curated record. Lineage: Eukaryota; Metazoa; Chordata; Actinopteri; Cyprinodontiformes; Poeciliidae. The transcript has 8 exons. Gene Ontology annotation, cellular component: nucleus. The coding region runs from base 38 to 1342 and encodes 434 amino acids.
GCCGCCAAAAACUCAGGGAGCAGAGGAGCUGAUAAUAAUGGCGUCGGAGAAGGAGAAAACCAACAUCAGGAGGUUUAUAGAAGGUCAACUCCUUGAUGAGCCGGACCUUUGCACACUGACCUUAGGAAUAUUGAAAAAACGAUACCUGGCUGAAGCAGGAUGUGAAUCCUUGAGCUCUGAAGCAAAACAAUUCAUGAAACAAGUUGUGCAGGAAGAACUCAUGAAAAUGCAGGAAAAUGAUGAGAGUGAAAUUGAGCCGGAAACCAAAAAAACACAGAAGAAAAGAAAGAGAGAGAGAGAAAAAGAGAAGUUGGAAAGUGAAGAUGAAACUGAAUCCACACCAAAAAAAUCACGAUCACAACAGUCUGACUCAUCAUCAGAUUCUGAAGAUGCGCAGAAUCGUGAAGCAGGAAGUCAAAACAAAGAACAAAUUAGAUCUCAGUCUAAAAAUAAAGAAGCAGCAAAAGAAUCAGACCAUGAGAAAAGCAAAAAAGCUAAGCGCCGUGUCACAAGCGAUGAGUCUUCAGAUGAAGAGAUAAAUGAGUCAGAAGAGGACGGGAAUGAGAGUCCAAGUCCGGAGAAAAAGGUGAAAAAGAAGGUCAACGCUGCUGAGAGGAAAGAGGCAAGACGCAUCGAUGCAAGUGGAGGAAAAAAAGCACCAAGGAGCGAUGAAGAGAGUGAAAGUGAUUCAGACAAUAAGUUGGAGAAAAGUGAAAAAAUCGAGGAUGAUGAUUCUUCUGCAAGUGAAAAAGUAGAAGAAAAUGCAAAAGAUAAAAAUGAUUCAGACUCGGAUUCAUCAUCACUGCCAUCUUUGGACGAAGAUAAGAAAAGCAACCCAGUAAAAAAUACAAAUGUAAAGACGAAAAAGAAAACAAAGAAGACAGAUGAGAAGAACUGUUGCCCAAAGGAUGAAGACAAAGCAGUCGUCCGACUCAAACGCUACAUUGCCCUCUGUGGUGUGAGGAGGAAUUACAAGAAGCUAUUGGACGGCUGCCGCUCCACUCGCUCCAAAGUGGCUGUUCUAAAGAAGGAGCUUGAAGAUCUUGGGCUCCGUGGUAACCCCUCGAUUGAGAAAUGUAAGAAAAUUCGAUUGAAGAGAGAGGAGGCUCAAGAAUUGGCUGAACUUGAUGUUGACAACAUAAUCUCCACCGAAGCAGGUCGGCCGAGGCGCAGAGGCACCUCAGCCAUGCAGGUACAUAAGGAACCUCCCUCCUCUUAUCAGCGGACUCUGAACUCAGAUUCGGACAGUGACCAGGAAAAUAAUGCUCCCAAAGGACGCAGAAAGAUAUCAGAGUGGGCCAACCUGCAUGGGAUCAUAAGUGAUGAUGCAGACACUGAAUGAACAUGAGCUUUUCCACUUUUAUACCAUUUGUUGUCGACUUGUUCAUAGUUAAAACUUUCUUUGUUACUGGAAGCAUAAUACUUUUAAUAACCAUUUAAGUAAAAUUUGAUAGUGAUUUUUUUGAGUGCUCUGAUUAAAAUAAAAGUUAUAA